Messenger RNA from Cantharellus anzutake, 1287 nucleotides. RefSeq lists its product as uncharacterized. The coding region runs from base 202 to 1098 and encodes 298 amino acids. NCBI's taxonomy places the organism in Eukaryota, Fungi, Basidiomycota, Agaricomycetes, Cantharellales, Hydnaceae. Gene Ontology annotation, molecular function: hydrolase activity, acting on ester bonds. The record is from RefSeq and is a predicted model, not a curated record. The transcript is spliced from 7 exons.
CAAAUCCUUCUGAGGCUGCAGUUUGGGGAGAAACUCUGCCAUCAAUGCAUGACAGUCCGGAGUGAUUGACAACAAACGGAUUCUUGCAAUCUUCGUUCAUCAGUAGGCUUCCAUACAUCCUCAGCGUAGUUUAAAACUUGAAGACUAAUCGUGAACAAACAUCUCGACACAAACACCACCUUGGAGUCCUCGAUACAAAAGAUGUCGGCAAAGCGACGGCAUGACGGAGACGAAGGAGACUCAGAGCAUGCUUCCCCUCCUCGACGCCAACAUAAGUCCCAGCAGCGCGCAAUCGGUACUGAUCGUUCACCCGAGGAGGACCUUCAGACCUCAGUCAGCAUCUCAUUUUCUUCCUUCGGUUCUGAAUGGUUUUCAAGAGGCUCUAAUGCAUUGAAAGACAUCGUCAUCUUCGGUGACUCUUACAGUUCAGAUAAUUUGACUUGGAGCAAGGUUGGAAGCUUGGGGGAUGCACUUGGCCUUAGCACUGAACACGUACACAAUUUCGCUGUACCAGGUGCCACGGCAGAAAACGGUCUCAUCUCUCAAAUUAAGCGGUAUCUCGCAAAUGAUGAUCAGCCUGAGGAUGAGGAUGAAGAUCUUCACCCAGUGGAUGGCUCUAUCGAUGCCAACGAGCAAUAUUUGGAGCCUAAUGAGACACUGUACAUUAUCUGGAUCGGGAUUAACGACUGCGGCAACGGUGCGAACGAUUCUGAAGCAGUGGAGGAAAUACUCGAGGAACAAGUCUUUGAUGAAGCGGUACACAAUCUUUACGUGAAGGCUGGAGCCCGUAACUUCGUUUUUAUGGAUGUGCCUCCCCUCGAUCGCUGUCCUGCUGUUCAUGGAAAACAUCCACACGACCUGACAGACCGUGUCGAAGCAUGGAACUGCGGAUUAAUGACUCAGAUUAAAUCUUUUAUGAGCCCUCGGAACAGGCAGCAGACAACUUCCGUCAUUUUAUAUUCCAUGUGGCAAACAGUCACUGAUAUUCUGGAUAGUUUCACUGGGGACCCUUGGUCGGAUGAUUUGCAUCUAAAUGCUGAGACUCAUGAUAUCGUGGCAGAUAGGGUUGCCGAGGCAUUGAGGAGCUGCUUAUCUUAGUCCACCAACAAGGGCGUGGAUAUUGUAACCAGAUAAUGGUCAUCAUUUCACUAUUCUAAUAGCCUUGGGCUUUAUGGCCACGCAUGGCAUGUACUGUCAUGUUGGUUCCACCUUGAAUUGCCUCAGGUAUGAUACCCCAUCUCCUGCUAUCCGCCGCGGUGUACGAUACGCUCGAUUGGGAUUUAGGAU